AUGUUUGGGGUAUGGGGGUGGGGGAUUAUGGAAUGGGGUGAGUUGGGAUGGAUUGGGGGGGUGGUGGGUGGUGGUGUGGAGGGUAAGAAGGGGGGUGUGGGGUUUAUUUGUGGGAUGGGGGGGGAUGGGGGGGGGGUUUUGUUUUUUGGUGGAUAUGUUGGUGGGGUGGGUGGUGUUUUGUUGGUGGUUGAGGGGGGAAUGGGUAGUGGGGGUGUGGGGGGGGGUGGUUUUGGUUGGUAUGGGGGGGUGGUGGGGGUUGGGGGUGGUGGGGGGGUGGGGGGUUAUGUGGGGGGGUUGGGGUUUUGGGGGGGGAGUGGGGGGGGGGGGGGGGGGGGUUGGGUUUGGGGGGUGGGGAGGUGGGGGGGUGGUUUUGGUGUGUAUAGUGGGGAUGAGGGGGGGAGAUGGUUUGGGAAGGGGGUGGAUGUUGUGUUGGAGUAG
Messenger RNA from Knipowitschia caucasica, 438 nucleotides. The record is from the annotation of a GenBank genome assembly. NCBI's taxonomy places the organism in Eukaryota, Metazoa, Chordata, Actinopteri, Gobiiformes, Gobiidae.